Molecule: messenger RNA, 1128 nt
Organism: Cuscuta campestris
Lineage: Eukaryota; Viridiplantae; Streptophyta; Magnoliopsida; Solanales; Convolvulaceae
Source: the annotation of a GenBank genome assembly
AUGGAAGAAGGAAGAAACCUGGAAAACUACACUGUUCAAGGUCUCCUUGAUGAACUCAGAACCUAUGAGCACGAGCUGAAAAAGAAGAAGGAAGAACAAGUCACUCCCUUCCCCACGGCAUUGAUGACAACUUCAAGAAUUCCAUCAAGUGAAGGGACAUGCACAAGAAACUGUGACACACCUUCCUCCAGCCAGCUGUCAAGCUCAAAAAUGGAGAACUACGAAGAGGAAUUUGCCAUGAUGGUCAAACAAUUCCGGAAGUUCAAGAAGUUCUUCAAGAAGGCUGAUUCAAUCAGAAGGCCAUCCAAGGGAAAGCCACAGGUAAGUGACUCCCCUCCUGAAUCUUAUUUAUGCUAUAACUGCAGGAUGCCUGGCCACUGGAAGUCAGCAUGCCCGUACCCAAAAGUGGAGAAGUACGGAGAAAGAGAAAGGAUCGAGAAGAAAAAGAAAGCAAUGGUUGCUGCUGAAAGUGACGAGUCAUCCAGCUCAAGCUCGGAUGAAGAAGCCCUCGUUUGCAUGGAGCGCAGAGUUGAGAAGUCCAACCAUGAGGAUAGGUGGACUAUGUCAGAAGAUGACACUCUCUGCCUAAUGGCCAAAGAUGAUGCUGAUCAAGAGGUAACCUCACAAAUCUCCUGCUCAUCUUCUUAUAGCACACCAACUUCUGAAAAUCUUUUUGACCAGUUCAAAAAGAUGAUGAAAGACUUUGAGGAGAUAAAUCUCAAACACACAUCCUUAACAGAAGAGAACAAACUAUUGAGUGAAGAGAAUCUCAAGUUGACUGAAAGUCGGAAACGUCAACUGAAUGAGAUCACUCAACUCAAGACUGAAAAUGAAUCUCUCUCUGAAAAGGUGAAAUCCCUUAACAAAGAGCUAGGGAUACUCAAGUCCCAAGAAGCAGUGAACAAGAGAUUCCAUCUAUUAUGAUUCAGCAAAUGAGGCCAUCUUCCUAGGAUAUUCCAUGGUAAGCAAGGCAUUCAGAGUCUUCAACAAAAGAACCAUGAUCACUGAAGAGUCAAUACAUGUCAUUUUUGAUGAAAAACAUGUGGUUGACAAGCCAUCAAAGCAUGAUCAUGAGGUACUGGAUCUAUCAGACAAGGAUGAAGAAGUCAAUGAAGGAGAUAGAAUGAA